Messenger RNA from Catharus ustulatus (Swainson's thrush), 2453 nucleotides. It is a transcript of the gene CDC50A, whose product is annotated as transmembrane protein 30A. Gene Ontology annotation, cellular component: plasma membrane; endoplasmic reticulum; Golgi apparatus. The transcript is spliced from 7 exons. Gene Ontology annotation, biological process: phospholipid translocation. The coding region runs from base 25 to 1149 and encodes 374 amino acids. NCBI's taxonomy places the organism in Eukaryota, Metazoa, Chordata, Aves, Passeriformes, Turdidae. The record is from RefSeq and is a predicted model, not a curated record.
UCGCGCGGUGGCGGUGGGGGCGCCAUGGCGGUGAACUACAGCGCCAAGGAGGAGGCGGACGGGCACCCCUCGGGCGGCGUCGGGGUGCCGGGCGGAGGCGCGGUGGGCGGCGGUGGUGGGGGCGCCGUGAAGACCCGCAAGCCCGACAACACCGCGUUCAAACAGCAGCGGCUGCCGGCUUGGCAACCCAUCCUGACGGCGGGCACGGUGCUUCCGGCCUUCUUCAUCAUCGGCCUCAUCUUCAUCCCCAUCGGCAUCGGCAUCUUCGUCACCUCCAACAACAUCCGCGAGUACGAGAUAGACUACACGGGAACAGAACCUUCUAGUCCCUGCAACAAAUGCUUAAAUGUGUCCUGGGACAGCCCAUGUACAUGCACCAUCAAUUUCACACUAGAACAUUCAUUUGAGAGCAAUGUAUUCAUGUAUUAUGGACUUUCCAACUUCUAUCAAAACCACCGUCGUUACGUGAAAUCUCGAGAUGACAGCCAGCUGAAUGGAGACAACAGAUCACUACAUAAUCCAAGUAAGGAAUGUGAGCCUUACCGCACAAAUGAGGACAAACCCAUUGCUCCUUGUGGAGCUAUUGCCAACAGUAUGUUUAAUGAUACACUGGAGUUAUACCGCAUUGAUAAUGACACAAGGACUCCAAUUACUUUGAUCAAAAAAGGCAUUGCAUGGUGGACAGAUAAAAAUGUAAAGUUCAGGAAUCCUACAGGAGAUGGAAACAACUUAACUGCACUUUUCCAAGGCACAACAAAACCUGUGAACUGGCCCAAGCCAGUGUAUAUGCUGGACACAGAGCCUGACAACAAUGGCUUUAUCAAUGAGGACUUCAUUGUGUGGAUGCGCACAGCUGCUCUGCCAACAUUUCGCAAGCUCUAUCGUCUCAUCGAAAGGAAGAAUAACUAUCAGCCUACCUUACAGGCUGGAAAAUAUUCUUUGGAUAUUGCAUACAAUUAUCCUGUACACAGUUUUGAUGGACGAAAAAGGAUGAUCCUGAGCACCAUUUCGUGGAUGGGAGGCAAAAAUCCCUUCCUGGGAAUUGCUUACAUCACUGUUGGGUCCAUAUGCUUCUUCUUAGGAGUGGUAUUGCUGUUCAUUCAUCACAAAUACGGCAAUCGAAACACCAGUGCAGACAUUCCCAAUUAAUCUUGCAUUCUGAAAAUAACUGUACUGCAUGUGCAUCAAGGCCAGUCCAGAAUGGACCCAGUUUUUGAAAGACAAAUCUCUGCUUCUGUCAUUUCUGAGACUGGGUGCAUAAUUUUUACCUAAAGCUCCCCUUUCCCAUACUGUGGAUUAACUCUUGAAAAUGACGGGUAUACAAUUAGCUCUAUUGAUUGUAUCUCAGCCUAUGUCAGAAACAAUUUUUCUGAUGUUUGCCUCUGACUGGGCAGGCCACAUGAUGCAUACAGCUCCCAUUCCCUUGAUGCAUCUGCUGCUUGUUCAUGUGCUGUGUAAUGUUGGUAUGAUUCAGUACAUUUGGAUUGUGUGGAGAAAGAUGGUUAUAAGAUGCUGUAAAUUGUUGACUUUCCAGAAUUCCGGUGUCAAUGCUGUUGGAAGAAGUCAAGUCUUAAAUGUUUUCUUCAAUUUACUGUCUUGUGUGCAUGGGCUCCUACAUUUCUUGCUGAGAUUUUAAUAUAUUUAUACAAGUUGUUAAAUAUUUUUCCUGUGUCCUACCCACCUCUGUUAUAUUAAAUCCUUUAAGUGCUCUGUAAACUUCAGCACUCUGGAUUCUUUGUAUAUUUACAAAUAUAUGUGCCUGGCCAGUAAGUGAGCAUCCUAUGAAAAUACCAGAAAACCUAUUUGUUAAUUAUCUGCGUGAGACCCUUUAAAAGAUUGAUCUAAAUUGGGACAUGCUUGUUGCAGGUAUAAUAUUUUUCUGAUUAUAUUUGCUCUAAGUCAUAUCCAAUACUAAUUCACUUUUUGCUGGUUUUGCUUUUUAUGAGCAGCACCAAGCAUUAAUCAAGAACUUAAAAGGUUUUUUUCCAUUCAUACAUUGGGUGAAUUCCUUUUACUUGGAGGAGUUUCCUAAUAUUUUUAAAGCAUAUGUAUUCUGAGCAGGCUUUGUUUUAAGGGAACUGUAUACUUUUUCCUUAUUUGGAGUGAACACCACAUUAAUUUUUUGCGGUGUUAAGGAAGUAAACUAUAGAAGUUCAGAAGUUGAGAUGGCAGUGACAUUUUUCCCUGAAAUGCAGGUUUAGCUUGCUGUGAAACAUAAUUUAAAUACUGCAGUUAGACACAAUGAGCAGGUUAGAGUCUUAAAUUACAGAAGGAUUCACCUUUAGGUUAAUUAAAAGUUAACUGCAACCUGUAAAAUACUACUUUUUGGUGACUUUUUUUUAGAUGAUGCACAGAAACUGUAAUGUAUAUGGCGGAGAUCACUUUAUAUGCAAUUAGCUUGAUAAAGUAUGGAGUAUAUUAAAAGAGACCUAAUAAAUUCUGCAAACCAUUUA